Messenger RNA from Cherax quadricarinatus, 1247 nucleotides. Lineage: Eukaryota; Metazoa; Arthropoda; Malacostraca; Decapoda; Parastacidae. The record is from RefSeq and is a predicted model, not a curated record.
CGUCAAUGUAAAAGUGUAUGGAACAGGUGUUGAGAGCUGUGAUUGGCUGAGAGGGAGACACAAGCACCAAUCAUAAUAUAGCAACAACGUCAUUUAACGUCAUUUAAAAAUGGCCGCGGUCCAGAGGUUAAGAUCCUCAGUAAGGAGAAUUAACAGUUGUGGGAGGAAUAGAGCAACAACUCCCACAGCCUCAAACAAUGAUCUGCAUAUUAAUGUUGAAGAAGAGCUCUCCAAACUUCAGCCGUCUCAACGCCUUCUGGACUUCUACAGGCAGAAAAUUGCCAAAUUUGAUGCAGACCGCCAACAUUUUUUAGAAUUACUUGAAAAAUAUCAGCAGACAACAAAGCCUACUUUUCUUGAGGAGGAGCGGAGAAAACUAACAUGUGAGCUCAUUGAACUUCGUUCUGCUCUCUCAGAUAUUAAUGUAUUUAUUCAUGCUGAGCGUCAGCAAGUUGUUCGAUUGCAUGCAGAAAACGAACGAUUGCAAUUGGACAUUCUUGAAGCAGAAAGGAAAGUGUGUCUGUUAUUGUCUCUGAGUGGUCUCUCUGAAGGGGAACUGAAGGUGUUCCUACGUGAUCCCCAUAGAACCAAAAUUGUCAAGCAAAAGCUCCCACCACACCUUAAACAGAUUCAGAAGAAGUUAAAAGAGGAUAUCCAAGAAGCAGAAUGUGAAGAAAUGAUUACUUUGAGAACACAUGUUAAAUCUCUCACAACACAGUUAGAAGAGUCAGAGAAAACCUGGAGAAGAGAGAGAAAUGCAUUUAUACAAGAUAGAUCACUCUCAACUUCUGAAAGUAAGGCACAAGCAGCCAAGGAUGAAGCACACAUUAAACUGCUUACUGCUAGACUGGAAGAAGCUCAGCGUCUUCUGAGCGAAUCAGUUAAGGAUACAUUAAACAAAAAUGCUGAGGUUCAAGCAUUAGAGGUUACUUGGUUGGCUGAACGAGAUCAUCUGCUGUCUGUUUUAGCAACAGUACAAGAAAAUAUUCCGUUGGUGUCUGAGAUGCAGGCUAUUGAUAGAUCUGGAAGCUACACUGAUCUUUCAACAAUGAAAUCCACAUGUGUAAUGAAGGAUCUACGAAGAGAGAAUGAAUUAUUGAAGGUAAGGGACGCCAUUUUCAAUACUUUUAUUGCUGUUUAAUAUAUACUCUUGUUCUAAAUUUCUUUAUUGUUUAAGAAAUUCCAGCUAUUAGUAACAGAUGGCUCUUGUCAUUUCAGAAAUAUUAUGAUACCUGUAUUCAUGUAUU